AUGUUACUCUCCAAAGAUGACACUCUGCACUAUACCUACGAUUCCGAACGGGUUCAGAUCGAAGCCUGGGGUCCGAAUGCCCUUCGGAUUCGUGCCACCAAGUUUCAUACCCUGCCGUCGGAAGACUGGGCUUUGACAAUUUCGCCGCCCAAGACCGAUGUAUCUAUUUCUAUGAAUGAUGGGCAUGCAUCAAUCAGCAACGGCAAUAUCUGUGCCACGAUAUCUUCGCGGGGAAAGAUUACUGUCAAGAAUUCCAAGGGCGAGUUACUGCUUGAAGAGUACCAGCGCAACCGUUCGGAUGUCGAGGAUCCAAAAUGCAGCGCCUUGAUGAUCGAAGCAAGGGAGUUCAAGCCCUUGAUGGGUGGUGACUACCAUUUGACCUACCGUCUGGAAUCCAUUGAUCGGAAUGAGAAGAUCUACGGCAUGGGCCAGUAUCAGCAACCAUUUCUUGACCUCAAAGGACUGGACCUGGAAAUGGCCCAGCGCAAUUCUCAGGCAAGCGUGCCUUUCAUGCUCUCUAAUCUAGGAUACGGCAUGCUAUGGAACAACCCAGCCGUCGGCAGAGCUGUACUGGGGAAGAACACGAUGAGCUUUGAGGCCUAUUCCACGAGGGUGCUUGAUUAUUGGGUUGUGGCUUGUGACACCCCCACCCAGAUCAUCGAAGCUUACGCGGACAUCACGGGCAAGGUACCGAUGAUGCCUGAAUACGGACUGGGCUUUUGGCAGUGCAAAUUGAGAUAUCAGACUCAGGAAGAGCUCUUGGAUGUUGCACGAGAGUAUCGGAAACGCAAUUUGCCGCUCGAUGUCAUCGUGGUGGAUUUCUUUCAUUGGCCGAAGCAAGGAGAAUGGAAGUUUGACCCCACAUACUGGAAAGACCCCGGUGAGUCUGCCAUGCGAAGACUGUUAUCGACGUGGAAGGAGUCGGCGACGGAGUCAGCGCCUGAAUUCCACUUUCCCCCUCCUCCUUCCGCCAUCAAACUCCAACUCGACUCUUUCUCGCCGCACUCUACCCCUGAAAAGGGCCCUGCCAUCAAGGAGCUCAAGUCGAUGAACAUUGAACUCCUUGUCUCCAUCUGGCCGACAGUCGACAAACGAUCUGAAAACUACGAGCACAUGCUGGAAAACGGCCUUCUGAUCCGGCAAGACCGAGGACUGCGGAUCUCGAUGGACUUUCAAGGAGAGACCGUCCACGCUGAUUUUACGAAUCCGGCCACAAGAGAGUUUGUCUGGAAUACUGUCAAGAAGAAUUACUACGACAAGGGUGUGAAGCUUUUCUGGCUUGACGAGGCGGAGCCAGAGUACAGUGCCUAUGACUUUGAUAUUUAUCGGUACCAUAGCGGGAGUCUCUUGAGCACCGGGAACGCAUAUCCGGUGGAAUACGCCAAGGCCUUCUAUGAGGGAAUGGUGAGGGAUGGCAAACAGAAGGACGUCUGCAACCUUAUCCGCUGUGCUUGGGCCGGGAGUCAGAAGUUUGGGACGUUGCUGUGGAGCGGUGACAUUGCAAGCAGCUGGGAUAGUUUUCGAGACCAAUUUGCCGCCGGUUUGAAUGUGGGGAUUGCGGGCAUCCCAUGGUGGACUACAGACAUUGGUGGCUUUCAUGGAGGAAAUCCCAAGUACCCUGAGUUCCGUGAGCUCUGCACUCGAUGGUUCCAAUACGGCUGUUUCUGCCCUGUCUUCCGCCUCCAUGGCGAUCGUGAGCCCAAGCAGCCCCAACACGGCACCACCGGUGGCGCGACCUGCCUCUCCGGGGCGCCGAACGAAAUCUGGUGCUACGGCGAAGAGUGUUACCAGAUCAUGAAAAAGUACCUUUUCCUGCGCGAGAGACUCCGUCCGUACAUCCGCGACCUCAUGGUCCAAGCACACAGCAAGGGCACGCCGGUGAUCAGGACCUUGUUCCUGGUGUUUCCUGGCGACAAGAGGUGUUGGGAGGUCGAGGACCAGUACAUGUUUGGACACCAGUAUCUCGUCGCGCCGGUCAUGUACCCGGGCAUGACCACGAGGACGGUGUACCUGCCGAGGGGUGCCACGUGGAAAAGGUUCGAUGAUGGGGAUGUCCAAGAGGGGCAGACUUUUGUGGGUGGAAGGGAGGUUCAGGUGGAUUGUCCACUGGACGUGAUGCCUGUGUUUGAGCGAAUUUGA
This is a messenger RNA of Fonsecaea nubica, 2139 nucleotides long. RefSeq lists its product as hypothetical. The transcript is spliced from 5 exons. The coding region runs from base 1 to 2139 and encodes 712 amino acids. NCBI's taxonomy places the organism in Eukaryota, Fungi, Ascomycota, Eurotiomycetes, Chaetothyriales, Herpotrichiellaceae. The record is from RefSeq and is a predicted model, not a curated record. Gene Ontology annotation, molecular function: hydrolase activity, hydrolyzing O-glycosyl compounds; carbohydrate binding. Gene Ontology annotation, biological process: carbohydrate metabolic process.